AUGGAUGCAGCAGACCUCGAUGAUGUGGGGGCCCCCACGCUGCUGAGCCACCCCUUCCUGGGUGAGUCAGUUGUUGCUGCUGCUGACGAGCCGGUGCUGCAGCAGCCUGCAGCAGCAGCAGCAGCAGCAGCGGCAGCACCACAGCAGCAGCAGCAGCAGCAGCAACAGCAGCAGACGCCUGCUGCAACAGCAACAACAGCAACACCCCAAACAGCAAGCGUACAGUCGACUGCUCCACCUGCAGCAGCACCUGCAGCAACAGCAGCAGCAGCAACUACUGCAGCAGCAACUGCUGAACCUGCUGCUGCAGCAGAUGGGGCCCCGAUGGAAGCCGAUGGACCGCCAGACACAACGCAGCAGCAGCAGCAGCAGCAGCAGGAGCAGCAGCAGGAGCAGCAGCAGCGUUCUGCAGCAGAUGCCUCAUCCGCCUUAGCUGUGACUGCACCAGCAGCAGCGGAGGGCCCUGAGCAGCAGCAGCAACAGCAGCAGCAGCAGCAGCAGCAGGAGCAGCAGCAGCAGCAGCCCGCGUUAACUUCUUCUUCUGCUCCUUCCAGCAGCAGCAGUGCAGCAGCAGGAACAGCAGCAGAAGCAGCAGCACCUGCCGCAUCUACAGCUGCUUCUGAAGGCAGUGGAUCAGCAGCAGGUACACAGCGACGGGGGCAGCGCGCUGCUGGCAGCAGACCCAGCAGCACCAGCAGCAGCAGCAGCAGCAGCAGCAGCAGCAGCAGGAAUAUGAGGGGGGGGCGUGAAGGCCGACUGGCGUUUGCGGGUUUAGCUGCUGAGGGUUUAGGGAUAGAGGAAGAGGGAGAUCUGGGUGUGGGUGAGGAGGGUGGUGUUGCAGGUGGAGCAGCAGCAGCAACAGCAGCAGCAGCAGCAGCAGCAGCAGCAGAGUCUGUGAGCCUUAUAAGCUCCGCGCUGCAGCGGGACCACCGCAGCUCCUUUCGGCUGCAGAUAGAUUUUGGUGGUUUAGGGAGAAGAGAAGAAGCAGCAGCACUGCGAUCGGUGCUGCAGGAGGCUGAGGAGAGGGGCCUCACUAUCACCCCGAUAGCAGCAGGGUACGGUGCUGGGGGCCCCUCUCGUCGGCUGGGUGGGGGGGGAGCAGCAGCAGCAGCAGCAGCAGCAGCAGCAGGAGCAGCAGCAGCUGGAGCGGGAACUGCGGCGACAGCAGCGGGAGUUCCAGCCGGAAACAGCAGCAGCAGCAGCAGCAGCAGCAGCAGCAGCAGCGAUGAACUCCUCUCCUCAACACCCCCAGAUGCUGACGUGCUGCCCCCCUCUGAACACCCUAUGUUUCUGCUGUGCCCUCGGCCUGCACCAGGCAGCAUGAUGCAGCUGAGCAGCAGCAGCAGCAGCAGCAGCAGCAGCAGCAGCAGCAGCAGCGGCAACCCGUUCGCCCUCUUCAGCAGCCCCGGGGGUGGGGUUGUUGCUGCAGCAGGAACAGCAGCAAACAUAGGCGAGCGGCUGCUGGACUCUCUCUUUGAGGAUCUAGCUGGGGGUAUAUUCAGGCCAGCAGCAACAGCAGCAGCAGCAGCAGCAGCAGCACGAAGACAGGGGCAGCAGCCAACGUUGCUGCAGCAGCAGCUUCAACAGCUAAGACAAAGCAGAGCUCAGGAAGCUGCUGCUGCUGCUGCUGUUGCUGCAGCUGCUGCUACAGGACGGCAGCAACAGCAACCUGUUGGGGAUAUUGGAUCAGCUGUCUCUGUUGCUGCUGCUGCUGCAGCAACAGCAGCAGCAGCAGCAACAGCAGCGCAGCAUAUGCUCUCUGCUUUCGUUACUGACCGCCUCUCCUCUCGCCCCAUACACCGCAUAGAGGUUGAGCCCGCCCCGCUGCCGGCUGCUGCUCCUGCUGCAGCUGCUGCAGCAGACACAGCAGCAGCAGAUGCAGCAGCAGUAGCAGCAGAAGAGGCAUCCGAUACUGCAGAAGACAUGGCAGCGGAAAACCCAGCAGCGGCAGACCCUGCAGCAGCAGCAGCAGCAGCAGCACCAGCAGCAGCAGCAGCAGCAGCAGCAGAGCCCGAGCCUACGGAGCCUAUUGUUGAGGACCGCCCCACAGAUCCACCGACUGUAGCAGCAACAGCAGCAGAAAGAGAAACACCAGCAGCAGCAGCAGCAGCAACACCAGCAGCAGCAACAGCAGCAGAAGGAGAUCGUGAUACUCGCCAGCAGCAGCAGCAGCAGCAACAGCAGCAGCAGCAGCAGCAGCAGGGUACCACCGAUUCGUCUGCCUCGCCGCGUGCGGCUGCCGCCUCUCCUGAAAACACCGCAGCAGCAGCAGCAGCACCGGCAGCAGCAGCAGCUCCAGCAGCAGCAGCUGCGGAGGAUUCAGCAGCAGCAGCAGCACCAGCAGCAGCAGCAGGAGGAGCAGCAGCAGGCGAUGGCGAAUCGAUGGAUGUAGACACUGGCGACGUGUCUACCACCACAACCACCAGCAGCAGCAGCAGCAGCAGCAGCAGCAGCAGCAGCAGCAGUGACAGCAGCAGCAGCAGCAGCAGCAGCAGCAGCAGCAGCAGCAGCAGUGAGCCUUCUCUUGCUUCGCUUGCAUGCGCUCUGGGGCUGACGGAGACAGCGCUGCUAGAAGCAGCAGGAGUGGACCCCUCCUUCCUCGAUGCUCUUCCUGCUGAUCUGCGGCAAGAGAUACUGCAGCAGCAGCUGCGGCUGCUGACGAUAGAGGCGGUAGAGACAAGGAGAGCAGCAGCAGCUGCUGCUGCUGCUGCUGCUGCUGCUCCUGCGGCUCCUGAUGCAGCUGCUGCUGCUCCAGCAGAUGCAGCAGCAGCUAACACGCAAGACGCAGAUGCUGCUGCAGCAACUGCUGCUGCAACAGACAGCUCACAGCAAGCUACAGAAGCAGCAGCAGCAACAGCAGCACCUGCUGCUGCUGCUGCUGCAGCAGACACCACCAGCGCUGCAGAGCAGCAGCAGAGGGAAAGCGGCGGCGGAGAAGCAGCAUCAGCAGCACCAGCAGCAGCAGCAACACCUGCAGCAGCAGCAGCAGCAGCACCCGAAUCGGGCGCAGCGGAUGCAGCUUCUCCAGCAGCCCCAGCAGCAGCAGCAGCAGCACCAGCAGCAGCAGCAGCAGCAGCAGCAGAGGAGCAGCAGCGGCCUCGUGUGCGUGAUUUGCCUGUUGAUUUAUUAAAUGCUCUUCCUGCUGCAGUUCGUCGAGCAGCAGUAGCUGGCUGCUGCGACGGAGACAGCUCCGGGGAUGCAGCAGCAGCAGGAGACUCAGCAGCAGCAGCAGCAGCAGCAGCAGCAGACUUUGAUAAUGCUACUUUCCUCGCAACACUAGAACCAGCACUAAGACAAGAGGUGCUGCUGACAGCAGAUGCUGCUGUUCUUGAGGCUCUGCCGCGUGAGCUGCAGGUGGAGGCGGCGUUGCUGCGGGAGCGGGCGAUGCAGCGGCAGCAGCAGCGGCAGCAGCAGCAGCAGCAGCAGCAGCAGCAACGUGCUGCUGCUGCUGCAGCACAUGCUGCAGCAAACCUCAAUACUGCUGUAGGACACGGUGGAGUUGUUGCUGCUUCAGGGGGCGAGAGACCCAGCAGAAGCAGCCGUGCUGCAGCAGCAGCAGCAGCAGCAGCAGCAGCAGCAGGAGGUUCUCUUCCUGCUGCUUUUGUUGACGCUUCUCUGGCGCUCUUUGGGGGCCUCGAGGGUCGAUGGGGGGCCCUCGGCCCGCAUGCAGCAGCAGCAGCAGCAGCAGCAGCAGCUGGCAGCAGACUGCUCGGGGUACAAACCUCCGCGCUGCUGCCGCGCAGCAUCCGCCUGGGCCUUCGUGAGGCUUUGCUGGAUGAUGCUGCUGACGGCAGCAGAGCUGCUGCUGCUGCUGCUGCAGCAGGAGACGCAGCAGCAUCUCUCGUUGCUGCACGCGGCAUGUUACAGAACUCUGCAGCAGCAAGAAACGCAGCAGCAGCAGCAGCAGGAUCUGCUUCAGGAGCAGCAGCAGGCUCUGCUGCUGGGGCAGCAGCAGCAGCAGCAGCAGCAGCAGCAGCAGGGGGAGGGGGGGCCCCCAGGGCCCCUCAGCAUACACUGCAGCACUUGCAGCAGCAGCAGAAGGCUCCCCUGAUUUCCUUACUCUCCUCCUGCGGGAGGGGCCCCCAGGUUCUGCUGCUGCAGGCCAUGGAGCAGCAGCAGCAGCAGCAGCAGCAGCAGCAGGCGGAGCUCCUCUUUCUGAUGACCUUUGGGUUGGUUUCCUUUCAGCAGCAGCAGGGGGCCCCGGGGGCCCCCACGGCGUCGCGUGGGGCCCCGGCGGCGGGGGCCCCGGUGGUGGGGGCCCCCCAGGCGGUGGGGGCCCCCCAGGGCCAGGGGGGGGCCCCGGGGGCCCCCACCGAGGGGGGGGCCCCCUGCGAGGCAGCAGCAGCAGCAGCAGCAGCAGCAGCAGGAGAUAGCCUCAAGUCUUUGGGGCUUCCCCCUAUCCCUGUGCUGCUGCCUCUCGAACAGCAGCAGCAGCAGCAGCAGCAGCAGCAGCAGCAGCAGCAGCAGGGGACCUUUCAGUGUGAGCGCUUUGCUGUUGGGGGAGCAGCAGCAGAGAGGGUGCUGGAGCAGCUGAGGAGCCUGCUGACGGUGCUGCCUGCUGCUGCUGCUGCUUUUGCCCGCCGCAUGCCGCACCCCAGCUCUCUCACCUAUCAAGACCUCGUCCGGGUGCAGCAACGCAAACACUGCAGCAGCAGCAGCAGCAGCAGCAGCAGCAGCAGUGGUGCUGCUGGUGGUGCGGGGCAACAACACCAGCAGCACCUGCACCAGCAGCAACAGCAGCAGCAACAGCAGCAACUGCAGCAGCAGGGAGAGGUUAAGACAGAGGUGCCGCAAACGCUGGGGCUUACGCGGCAGCAUGACCAGCAGCAGCAGCAGCAGCAGCAGCAGCAGCAGCAGCAACCACAGCAGCAAGAAGGUGCAGCAGAGUGGGGAGAAGAUCUAGCGCAUGAACUCCGCCGCAAGAAGAAGCGCAGGGAGCCUUCCAGCAGCAGCAGCAGCAGCAGCAGCGGCAGCAGCAGCAGCAGCAGCAGCAGCACCUCCGCCACCAAGGACGAGGCAGCUGCGCAGCAGCAGCAGCAGCUGCAGCUGAAGGGGACCCAAGAGGAGCCUGCAGAAGGGGAGUACCUUAUCAACGUAUUGAUGCAACUGACGGCGACUUCUCUCUUUCAAAUGUCUCCGCGGCAUAUGGCUCACCUUCUUGCUGCUAUACAUCUCCUGGUUAGCGGCAACAGCAGCAGCAGCAGCAGCAGCAACAGCAGCAGCAGCAGCAGCAGCAGCAGCAGCAGCAGCAGGCCGCAGAGCAGAUCCUCUGCACCCGCUGCAAGCAGCAGAAUGCAGCUCACGGAGACAGAGGCGCAGCCGAGCAGCAGCAGCAGCAGCAGCAGCAGCAGCGCAGCAGCCACCAACCACAGCAGCAACCCUAGCAGCAGCAGCAGCAGCAGCGACAACAACACCACAAGCAGCAGCAGCAGCAACAGCAGCAGCAGCAGCAGUGGCGAUGGCUCAGCUGAUCCCCCUGUUGAGGAGAUAGUCGUUGACGGCCGCAGCAGCAGCAGCAGCAGCAACAACAACAGCAACAGCAGCAGCAGCAGCAGCAGCAGCAGCAGCAGCAUGCAGGAGCGUAUGCUGCGUGUGAUAUCUGAGGAGUCUGUGAAUUGUUUAUGUGGUUUAUUGUGCUGCCCUGAUGCAGCAGCAGCAGCAGCAUCUGCUGCAGCAGCAGGUGUAUACGGUUUAGGUUCAUCAGCACAGCAGCGGGAGACGCAGCAGCAGCAGCUUGCUGUUGCUGCGAAGAUCGUGGGGUGUAUGUACACCUCACCGCAACACAGAACCUGGAUAGAUGCUGCGCUAAAACACAACUGCAACAGCCUGAGUGACCUUCUUGCUGCUGAGCUUGCUGCUCUUGCUGCAGCACUAACAGCAGCAGCGCAGCAGCAGCAGCAGCUGCGGCUGCAUGAUGAUGUGUGGCCCCGCAGAGAAGCAAUUGAACCCCACAUUGCUGCUUUCUAUAGACUCUGUGCUACUCUCCACGAUGUAUACACACACCAGCAGCAGCUGCAGCAGCAGCAGCAGCAGCAGCAGCAGCAGCAGCAGCAGGGUGCGAAUCAAGAACAAGGAAGUGAAAACGCGGAACAGACAGCAGCAGCAGCAGCAACAGCAACAGCACCAGCAGCAGCAGCAGGAACCGGUACACCAUCAUCAGCUGCUGCUGCUGCUGCACCCUCAGCAGCAGCAGCAGCACCAGCAGCAGCAGGACCAGCCUCCGUCGACUCCGCCGCAACACCCGCACCAGCAGCACCCGCAGCACCAGCACCAGCACCCGCAGCAGGAGCAGCAGCAGCAGGAGAGAGCAGCAGCAGCAGCAGCAGCAGCAGCAGCAACUCUGCUUUGUGUCGUUUUCGGGAUUUCUUUGAUAAGUCAAAUGUACAUAAAAUGUGGCGAGCGCUCGAUUUGCUGCUGUCUGCUGUUGCUGAGGCUUAUCCGGGUUUAAGUGUAGAGACAGCAGCAGUACAAAACAGACAAAGAACGCAGCAAGCUGCUGCUGCUGCUGCUGCUGCUGCUGCUGCAGCAGCAGCAACAGCAGCAGCAGGAGCAGGAGCAGGAGCUGGCGGGCAAAAUUCGCAGCAGAAUGAUAGGCCUAGUACAGCAGCAACUGCUGCUGCUGCUGCAGCUAAUGCUGCUGCUGCUGCUACUGCUGCUGGGGAAACUGCAGCAGCUGCAGCAGAAGCAGGAGCAGCAGCAGGAGCAGCAGCAGCAGCAGAAGCAACAACAACAACAGCAACAACAACAACAACAACAGCAGCAGCAACAGCACCAGCACAAGCACCAGCAGCAGCAGCAACAACAACAGCAGCAGCAGCAGCAGCAGGAGGAGGAGAUGCUGGUGGGGUUGAGGAGAGAGAAGCAGCAGCAGCAGAGACACAGGAGCUUGCUGCACCACUGGUCACCAUACAGCUGCUGCCGCUUAUUGAAGCUUAUAUAUUGGUGCAGCAGCUAUCGAUAGCAGCAGAACUAAAUAUAGAUGACGUGCUGCAGCUGCAGCAGCAGGAUCUGUUUGCUGCUGCAGCAGAGAGAGAACAAAGUAUAGUUGAUCGUGCUGCUGCUGCAGUUGCUGCUUGUAUAGAUCCUAAUACAGGUAUACCUGAUGCUGCUGCUGCUGCAGCAGCAACACAAGCAGCUAGCGAGGAGCUGCUGCAGCUAGCUAAGGAAGAAGAAGGAGACAAUGCAGCAGAGGAGGAGGAGACAGAAGAGACAAAAAAAGAAAAAAAAAAAAAAGAAAAAACAAAAACAUAUGCAUUUGGUGCUAGCAGCAAAAGACACAGUGACGAGAUGAAGGGCAAGCUGAGCGUGGUGUUUCAUGGGGAGGAGGGGCUAGAUGGGGGGGGUCUGACGCGGGAGUGGUUUUUGUUGCUUGCUAGGGAAAUGUUUAACCCUAAUUAUGCUUUAUUUACGAGAGAAGGAGCAAAAAGCGAGUUCAAUCAACCUAAUCCUCUAUCCAGUAUUAACCCAGAACAUCUACAUUAUUUUAAGUUCAUCGGCAGGGUUAUAGGUAAAUAA
Eimeria mitis is the source of this 7515-nucleotide messenger RNA. RefSeq names its product UBA/TS-N domain-containing protein, putative. The transcript has 5 exons. Gene Ontology annotation, biological process: regulation of mRNA splicing, via spliceosome. Gene Ontology annotation, cellular component: spliceosomal complex. Gene Ontology annotation, molecular function: ubiquitin-protein transferase activity; RNA binding. NCBI's taxonomy places the organism in Eukaryota, Apicomplexa, Conoidasida, Eucoccidiorida, Eimeriidae. The record is from RefSeq and is a predicted model, not a curated record. The coding region runs from base 1 to 7515 and encodes 2504 amino acids.